GUCUCUAAAGGUUAUGUCUUCUUUGGGAAUAUUUACUUAAAAUCAAACAAUCAUUAAUUUAGAAGAGGUUAAUUUUUUCAAACAGUACACUUUGUCGGGGAGGGUCUUUAUUUGUUAUUAUGGUAAAACCAAGAGUAAUUAAGAGUGGGAAGAGUGGCUGGAAGCCAGUUUCCAUCGACACUUCUGCAUUUACUCCAACAGAUUUACAAGGGCUCGCAGGUAUUGAAGAAUUGACAGAUUAUUCAAUAAAAGGGACUAGAGUUUCUAAGAAACCUGUUCGCAAAUCUGACAAGGACAAGAAUGAUAAGACUUCGGCACAAGUAAAAAAUGGUGUCGAGAAGAAAAAGAAACCCAAAAGGAGGAGAAAGAAGAAGAAAGUUAAAACUUUAUUGAAGGAAAGUGCCACCGAAGUUUCCUCUGAAGCCACAGAAGACCCCUCCCCCGUUGAGAUACAACCUGAAGAUUCUGCACAUUGUGGUGCAGACGUUCACCAACAAGAUGAUUCAGAUGAGCCAUUAUUACAAAUGUCCUCAUGGAAUGGCUUAGGUGUACCACAAAUUUUGCUUCGUGCUCUUGCGGAUAAGUCUUUUACCUAUCCUACUAAAAUUCAGGCCUUAACUUUACCUCCAGCAAUUUUUGGGCGAAGGGAUAUUCUUGGGGCUGCUGAAACAGGAAGUGGCAAAACUUUAGCUUUUGGAUUACCUAUACUAAAUGGUAUCAUUCAACUAAAGAAGGAUAAAUUAAAAAGUGAAGAAGUUGAAAUAGUGCCAGAGGAAAUUUCUGAAAAUGACGAUGACAAAGAUGAUUGUAAUAAUGAGGAGAGUGGGGAUGGUAACUUUGAAGAAUGUGCGUUUUCUGACAAUGAUGAAGAAUCUGAUGGAAAUGAAGGCUCUAUCAAAGAUGACAUUGGCUCUGAUGAGGAUGGUGAAUCUGAUCACAGUAAUGACCCAGAAAAUGAUUCAGAGGGGGAAGGGAGUAAUUAUGAUGACUUUAACGGAACUGCACAAUGUGUCAAAGUAGUUGACAAUAUUGACUUUAACUUUCCAAUCUUGGGGAAAGUGAAGUCAACAUCCAAGUCCCGGUAUACUCCCAAACCAUUAUAUGCUUUAAUAUUAACACCAACCAGAGAGCUAGCUGUUCAAAUAUCUCAGCACCUCAAAGUAGCAGCAAAGUACACUGAUAUUGCUGUGUCAGUUGUGGUUGGAGGACUUGCUGUGCAGAAACAGGAGAGACUUCUGAAUCGUGGCCCUGAAAUAGUUGUUGCUACACCAGGAAGAUUGUGGGAACUUAUUCAGGAAGGUCACCCCCAUCUUUCUCAAGUUGACACACUGCGGUAUUUAGCCAUUGAUGAAACUGACCGCAUGUUAGAAAAAGGCCACUUUGAGGAACUUCAGAAGAUCCUAGAAAAAAUUAAUGAAAAUGAUGCUCACAAACCAAAGCGACAAAAUUUUGUAUUUUCUGCUACAUUGACAAUGACUCAUGAACCUCCACGCUAUGUCAUGAAGAAGAAUGGAAAAAAGAAAGGACAGGCUCCUGCAGCCCGUUUCACUCCAGCUCAAAAGUUAGCUAGCAUAAUGAAGACUGUUGGCCUCACUGAUCCUAAAAUUGUUGACAUUACUGAUUCCUCAGGAGUGGCCCAGAAGUUGACUGAAGCUCAAAUCGUGUGCUCUUUUGAAGAGAAAGAUCACUAUUUGUACUAUUUUCUUCAAAGACAUCCUGGGCGUACUUUAGUCUUUUGCAACUCAAUUGAAGCUGUACGAAGAUUAUCCCAGCUUUUUACUAUCUUAGGGUGCACACCUUGGCCUUUGCAUGCCAAAAUGCAUCAAAAGCAAAGACUAAAAAACCUUGAAAGGUUUUGUGCUGAUCCAAAAGGGGUUCUUCUGGCUACGGAUGUGGCUGCUCGUGGUCUGGAUAUCCCUAAUGUGCAACAUGUCAUUCACUACCAAACACCACGAACAGCAGAGGGUUAUGUGCAUCGAAGUGGUCGAACUGCAAGAGCUCAGCAAGAGGGCUUAACAGUUUUAUUAAUGGAACCCUCAGAAGUUAGCACAUCUACCCGGCUUUUCAGAACUCUUGGUAGAGAUUCUAGUUUGCCUACUUUCCCUGUUGACACACAAUGGAUGGCUUCAGUAAAACAGAGAGUAGAUCUUGCAAGACGGGUUGAUAAACUAGAAUUACAGGCUAGACGUGUCAACACUGAGCAUGGCUGGUUUGACAAGCUUGUGAAGGAGAUGGACUUGGAAAUUAGUGAUGACGAGUUACCUACUUCGUAUUCUCGGGAUGGUGCAAACAAGGUCAAAAAGCAAGCUACUGCUUUAAAGAAACAGCUAACUGUCUUGCUAUCGAAACCUCUUAUUCCUAAAGGAUUUUCCUCCAAAUACCCCACUCAAACUGGCAAACUAGUUGUUCCUCUUUUCCCAGGCAGCAUACCCCCCAAUAAAGAAAGUUAUCAACAAUCAGCUGUUCAGGUGCUAAAGCAAUCUGUAGAAGAUCAGAAAGCAUUGAAAAGAAAAAUAAAUAGUGAGAAAUCAAAGCGGAAUAAGAGGAAGAAGAGACUUAGGAAACAAGAAGUUGCAGAAGGUACAGAAGCACCUGAAUCAAGUGGUGAAGAGGAUGGUGGGGAGGACAAAUCAGAAUGAAUAUAAAAUAUCGAAAAAGAGGAGGCAAAUCAGAAUAAACGCUGUUUUACUGUUUCUAAACUGCUUAUGCUUCUUCAAAAUCAAUUCUUGUCACAGCUUUAUCAAGCAUACUUUUAAUGUCAGAUACAUUCUUUUCUGGAAUAAUAUCGUAACCUGAAAUAAAUGAAAAUAUUGGCGUUUGA
Frankliniella occidentalis (western flower thrips) is the source of this 2821-nucleotide messenger RNA. Its product is annotated as ATP-dependent RNA helicase DDX24. The coding region runs from base 120 to 2639 and encodes 839 amino acids. Gene Ontology annotation, cellular component: nucleolus. Lineage: Eukaryota; Metazoa; Arthropoda; Insecta; Thysanoptera; Thripidae. The record is from RefSeq and is a predicted model, not a curated record. Gene Ontology annotation, molecular function: nucleic acid binding; RNA helicase activity; ATP binding. The transcript has 11 exons.